This is a messenger RNA of Stegodyphus dumicola, 795 nucleotides long. RefSeq names its product ubiquitin-conjugating enzyme E2 R2-like. The record is from RefSeq and is a predicted model, not a curated record. NCBI's taxonomy places the organism in Eukaryota, Metazoa, Arthropoda, Arachnida, Araneae, Eresidae.
UUAGCUAGAGCUACUAGAGCCUUACAAAAGAGGAAAUGCGUCACGACUGCAGUACAGGUUAUUGCUAGUGUGAGUGACACUCAACCCAACUCAAAUCCUGUUUACUUCUUGUUACUGACGUCAUUUGUUCAGCUGUGGUAGUUGCAGUGCGUGAACCUCUCUUUGUGCUUUGUUUCCACUGGAUGGAAAUUUGGUAUUGUGAUUAUUGAACACUUUAACUGUAGUUCCUUUAUUCUAACAAAUCAUCGAAAACGUAGAAUUUAAUCUAGAAUGGCACAAAACCCUACAAGCAGUGCAUUACGUGCUUUAGCCUUGGAAUUCAAAAGCCUUCAAGAAGAACCUGUCGAAGGCUUUCGCGUCAAGCUUGUUACCGAGGAAAAUCUGUUUGAAUGGGAAGUAGCGAUUUUUGGACCUCCUAAAACGCUGUAUGAAGGCGGAUAUUUCAAGGCUUCAUGUGUAGUCCAAGUUCCAUUGAAGGAAUUACACGUGUUUCAAAUCUUGUUACUGGCAUCUGAAUUAAAAGGUGGUGUGGGAUAAUUUGUCACUGUCCAUAUUUGGUGAUUGUGUCCCCUUCUUUCGAGCACCUUUCAAGUGGGAGAGAAUAUAAGAUAUUAUCUCCCUUUUCUUCCAUGUGUGCCUUCAGUAUGCAAUUGGGAAGUAUGUAAUUGUAAUCUUCAGUAUGCAAUUGGAAUCCACCUAGUAUUCCUAGUAUUGCCUGUUUGUCACAACUCCUGUUCGAAAAUAAAAUGCCUAAUAGUGUAUUGUAUUAAAAAUUGAAUAAAGAAGUUCAUUUUA